Molecule: messenger RNA, 1790 nt
Organism: Drosophila kikkawai
Lineage: Eukaryota; Metazoa; Arthropoda; Insecta; Diptera; Drosophilidae
Gene: mTerf5
Product: mitochondrial transcription termination factor 5
Biological process (GO): termination of mitochondrial transcription; regulation of DNA-templated transcription
Cellular component (GO): mitochondrial matrix
Molecular function (GO): double-stranded DNA binding
Source: RefSeq, a predicted model, not a curated record
GCGAAUAUGUUACAUAUUCACACUUUCGUGCUCACAUGUAAAUAAACCUUUGGAAAUGUUGUAAUUAUGCUGCGCAAGGGCCAAAAUCAAGCGCACCUGUUGGCACGAUGCCUGGGACAGAUGGCGCGCAGUAUGGCCACAUCAAAAACAGGCACCGUCAAUCAGGAAAAGGCUAAGCCAAAGCUACCGAAACCCGCUGCCGUAGAAAUGCCGGUGGAAGAACCAUUGAACGCUCAUUAUUUGUCCAAAUCGUUGGGUAGCAACUACCGGGCGUGGGUCGCUGCCUUGGAGAAGCAUCCCGAACUGAAGACGGUGAAACGCAAAGACCUGCUCAACUCGUAUGAAACUUUAAAAUCCCUGGCUUACACCGUGGAAGACAUCAUAACAAAGCCAAUGAUCAUCUACUACGGAGCCGCCACGCUAGCUAAUCGCCACAGUGUCCUAGAGGAGUGCGGCUUCCAGAAUAUUACCAUCCCAACGCUGUCCAAAUACGUCACGGUGGUGAACAAAUCAAUUGAAAUCCUGAAGGCGCACUCCUACAUCCCGUACGAUGUAAAAGUGGCAGAACGCCUGGCCAAUUACUUCACCGGCAUCCACCUGCCGGUGGAUAUGAGGGAUCUUGACAGCGAAAACCUCACGUUGAAGAGUCUGAGGCAAUCUCUGCUGAACGCCUACCUACGCGAGCGGCUCCAGAUGGACGACAGUGAUCUGCAGAAGCUAUGGCGCGUCUACUCCCGCAUACGUCACAAGAGCUUUCGUGCCGUGCAGGACACCGUCGAGCUGCUAACCUCAGAGCUAAGGUUCACAGAAGAGCGGCUUAGAAAAAAUAGUUUUCUGCUUUACUCGGACGCGGACAAUAUUCGUCGUAUUCUGAAGGAGAUCCCCACCAUUGAUUCGCAGAGUAUACGCGAUAUUGGCUUUCGGCGGCCAAAAAUUCUGAUGUCCACAUGCGAUAGCUUAAGGCAGACUCUGCAGCAUGUUCAUGCAUUUGGGAUUAGCGAGGCUGCCGUGCUGCGUUGUCUGGAGGUGUUGACCCUGGGACCGGAUACGGUGUUGGAGCGCCUAAGAGACCUGCAGGAAAUCGAGGAGUUCCAAGUGCUGGGCACCAAUCCGAGAGUGCUGCGCCUGGUACACUACCAAAAUAAAGCGCGACUUCGUCUAGAUUACCUUAGUCAGCUUAAGGUGCGCUGCGCUUCUCUGCACAUCCUCUCCUGCGGCUCCGAAGCCUUUGCAAAAUUUGCACGAGAUGGCUCGGAUCGCACCAAGGGUCGCGAUAUUGUUGUUUACUUGGGCAACAUUCUAUCUAAGGAUGAGCAGGAGCUGCGCAACCUGCUCUCCCGCCAUCCCAACUGGUGCCACACACCCUUGCUGCAUGUUAAACAGUGCCUGGAGUUCUUGCGCAGCAAAAAGUUUAAACUGAAGGAAAUAUUUGCCAACAUCCAUCUGCUGCUGUAUCCCAUAAAACGCAUUGAGGAGAAGAUGCAUAUACUUCAGGCCCCAGAUGCUCAGGAGGAACUGCAGCUCCCCGUGUCGGACUUUUAUGAGUUGAGCAAUAACGAGAUCCUGACCCUUGUUCUCUACCUUAUCGAAUCGGAGUUCCACUUCACUGGCGACGGCAUCUGGACGGAACAGCAUACACAUCACGUGGAGAAUUUUAACAAUUUGCUGCCCGACUUUCCUGAGAGCCUCAACAAGGUUUACAAGUACGGCGUCAAGCCGGCCGAGAAGCUAGUCAUGCAGCACUUGUAAGCCGAACAAAGGAAUUGUAAAUAAAAAGUUUUUUAUUGGAA